Messenger RNA from Mya arenaria, 1338 nucleotides. RefSeq names its product conopressin/neurophysin-like. Gene Ontology annotation, cellular component: extracellular region; secretory granule. Gene Ontology annotation, molecular function: neurohypophyseal hormone activity. The transcript has 3 exons. Lineage: Eukaryota; Metazoa; Mollusca; Bivalvia; Myida; Myidae. Bases 586 to 1050 code for a protein of 154 amino acids. The record is from RefSeq and is a predicted model, not a curated record.
CUUGUUGAUUAGCAGAGAACGCGUCGUGCUACUCAGACCGCUGUAUAACUAUAUAUUAACUACUGGAACGUGAUAAGGACAGUUAUAAGGGCAUUCAUUUACACCGAGGAUGAUUCUUAAUCAUUUCUAAAUUUAAAAGAUAACAGUUACGUUAAUCUGUAUAAAGUCACCUGCGCAUGGUGAAAAUUAUCAUUUAUUCAUUUAUUAUUAUUGCAGAUAGCGGAACGAUUUAAACUGAACUCUAUUUUUGUUACAUAUAAAACAACCCGAAAUAGAAUAUAUACUGUGACUUUUUGCGAUAAACGUGUUUUUUUGUUUUUUAAAUAUAGUUGCAAACAAUAAUACAACUUAUCGACACAAUUGAAAAAUCUUUAUUCUACCUCAUGUCUACAAUAAGACAUUUGCUAAUAACAAUAUCGCUGUGUAAACGACAAACGAGGAAAUAAAAUUUAAAAAAACUUGCGUUAAAAAAGGAAACUUUUAUUUAUUUAAUACAGUAAGAACAGUUUCGAGUAAUAAACACAAGAAACACGAUAUAAACAUAUUAAUACGCAGAUAUACAAACUGACACACCAGCUUAACACGAUGCAAACGAACACUUUCUACGGAACAUUAGCCCAUGUACUAACUAUGGCUACAAUGUUGGUAGUGCUCAUACCGUCAGCGCACGGUUGCUUCAUCCGGAACUGUCCCCCUGGUGGCAAAAGAAGCAUGGAUCUGGUCAGCAGAGCGUCCGUACCGUGCCUACAGUGCGGGCCAGGCGGCCUUGGUCAGUGUGUGGGACCCCAAAUUUGCUGCGGCCCGUUCGGCUGCUACAUUAGCACAGCGGAAGCAGAGAUAUGCGCCAAGGAGGAUGAGCGAGGGAUGGCGUGUGAGGUCCGCGGGGAGCCGUGCGGGGCCCGGGGUCAGGGGUCGUGUGUGGCCAAUGGCAUCUGCUGUGACUCAAAGGCUUGCUCUAUGAAUGAGCGAUGUCGGCGGGCGUCAGACGAAGGCGGCGUGCAACUUAUCACGCUGCUUAACCGGAUAUUGGAAGGAGGCGACCUUGAAUGAGGCCGCGGAACCCCGUGCGUUCCAUGGUUUAUAUAUAAAGGACCUUAAUGUGGUGGGGUGCCACGGAACGUUCAGCUUCACGGUUCCACGGACAGCUUCAUGUCGGACAAUGGCGCCACAGACAUUUGAAUCUCUCUAUAAUGUCAACUUUUAUAUCGUAUAAUACACGUGCUUAUUGUAUUCUAGAUUCAUAAGAAAAUCAAAAGAUCAACUUCUCAAGAUUAUCAUCAUUAAAAAAGAGUUGUAAAUUGUGAUUUCGGUUUGAUAUGAAAUAAAACAAAUGAACUA